Messenger RNA from Loxodonta africana (African savanna elephant), 12872 nucleotides. RefSeq names its product sorting nexin 16 (gene SNX16). NCBI's taxonomy places the organism in Eukaryota, Metazoa, Chordata, Mammalia, Proboscidea, Elephantidae. Gene Ontology annotation, biological process: protein targeting to lysosome; endosome to lysosome transport; early endosome to late endosome transport. Gene Ontology annotation, cellular component: early endosome; extrinsic component of endosome membrane; late endosome. The transcript has 8 exons. Gene Ontology annotation, molecular function: phosphatidylinositol binding. The coding region runs from base 1062 to 2096 and encodes 344 amino acids. The record is from RefSeq and is a predicted model, not a curated record.
GGAGGCAGAGGCGGGCGGAGGCGGAGAGCAGCUGCUUUCUGGGCGCGGGGUCACGUGAAGCCUCUCGCUGCCGUGGGAGGAGGUGAAAAACUGCGGUUAGGGAGGAUCUGGUUUAACCGUCAUCGGGAAGCGCGCUGGAACAGGAUUGCAGAGUGAGGUGAGGUAGGGUCAGGUUGGGGGGCGCUGUCCUGGGCGCUCGCGUGGGAGACACCUGCAGCCGGUAGCUGGUUGGGGGCUCUGCAGUAGGGUGUCGAGGCGCCGCAGGAGCCUCCCGGCCACCUGCAGGUCACAGCUGACUCCUCCGUGCGUCUCGGAGACGCUGGCCGCGUAUACUUGCAGGCGCAGGAGAGAGGGUUUCGGAGCGACGGGUCUCACCUCCCCUCGCGCCGAAGACUCUUGGCCUGCGCAGACCCCGGCCGGACGCGCUGGAGAUCGAACUGCGCCGGGAUUUCUCCACUUUCCUCUCGUCACCCACUUUUCUCGCCCACCGGGUCGCUUAGGGCCGGGCCACCUCACCUGCCCGAGGUUUUCCAGAAUGAGACUGAGAUGAUCAUCCUCGGAGCGUCUCCAAGCCAGGGCAAAAGUCAAGACGCUCCUAAUGCGAACAUUACGUUCUCUUAACGCUUGGGUAGACUCCUCUGGACGUCAGUAGUUGUAUCGAUGUGCGUCCCACCCCUAGUCGGCGGCCUCAGGUAGGUCUAGUGCCAAAGGGCAGAGUGAUCUCACAGGCCUUGAGAAGCAUGAGAUUUCAGACUUUUAUUUACUUCUUUUUUUGGAGGCUCUCAGGCGGAACCGAGGAUCGAUGAAUCAGCAACUCAAGUUUCUUGAAUCUUUGAUGAUGGGGAAGGUUGCCCGGAGCCACGUGCUUGGUUAAAAAUCUGUUUCAGCAUCUUUCCAAGUUGAGGCGGCCCAUUAGUUUCCUACCUUUCCCACCGAGUGGAGUUGCAUAAAUAGAGUUGGAUAUUGAAUUCCUAAGGAGAAAAUAAUGGAUUGCACAUUAGUUAUUCUCUAAGUGUUUGGACCAACAGUGUGUAGUCCUCUGUUGCAAAGGCCGAAAGAAGAUGGCAACUCCUUAUGUCCCAGUUCCUAUGCCAAUAGGAAACUCUGCUUCCAGUUUUACACCCAACAGAAACCAAAGAAGUUCUUCUUUUGGGAGUAUCUCAACAAGCUCAAACUCUUCCAAAGGCCAGUUAGAAGACUCAAAUAUGGGUAAUUAUAAACAGACAAGUAUGCCUGAUCAAAUGGAAAGUACUUCGUCUAUCUGUAGCAGUCCCCUCAUUAGGACUAAAUUUACAGGUACAGAUUCUUCCAUCGAGUAUUCUGCUAGACCAAGAGAAAGCGAAGAACAAAAUCCUGAAACAGCCAGUUGGGAAGAUAGACCAUCUACACCUACUAUACUGGGUUAUGAAGUGAUGGAAGAAAGAGCUAAAUUUACUGUGUAUAAAGUACUAGUAAAGAAAUCCCCAGAAGAAAGCUGGGUAGUUUUUAGAAGAUACACUGACUUCUCUAGACUUAAUGACAAAUUAAAAGAGACGUUUCCAGGCUUUCGAUUAGCACUUCCACCAAAACGCUGGUUUAAAGAUAAUUACAAUGCCGACUUCUUAGAAGAGAGACAAUUAGGAUUACAAGCAUUUCUUCAGAAUUUAGUAGCUCACAAGGACAUUGCUAACUGCCUUGCAGUGAGAGAAUUUCUUUGUCUGGAUGAUCCACCAGGUCCAUUUGAUAGCCUAGAAGAAAGCAGGGCUUUCUGUGAAACUUUAGAAGAAACAAACUACCGCUUACAGAAGGAACUACUUGAAAAACAAAAAGAGGUGGAAUCACUGAAGAAACUGCUCAGUGAGAAGCAACUUCAUAUAGACACUAUAGAGAACAGAAUCAGAACAUUGUCCUUAGAACCUGAAGAAUCACUGUGUAUGUCAGGAACAGAAGGUGAACAAAUCCUAAAGGUGGAGUCCCCUGUGCUUGAGUCGGAUCAAGAUAUCCUGGAUGAAGAAUCUAGAGCUGAUAAUAAGCCAUCCUUAAGUUGUAAUGAACUUGAAAAUUCUAUAUCGGAGAUAGAAGUAGCGGAAGUGGCAUAUAAUGCUGAAGAAGACUAACACAUCUCAAGCAUCUCCCUCCAUUUUGACAUUUUAGUAAAUUUAGAAUUGAGUGGCAAAUAUUAUUUUUUAAAAAAGGACUGUGAAACAUUUACAGGAAAAAGCAAGAAUGUACAUGUAUAAAGUUUACAUAAAGAAAAAAUAUUUAAGUUAUUGGAAUAGGAAAUAUAUUCACUGCUGCUUUUAAUCAUCUUUUUCCAGCUUUUGUGUUCAAUACACUAAAAAAAAUCUAGUUAGAAUUCUGUUAUCAAGAGUCACAUUAUUAAAUACCGUGCAUAAGUAAUUAUGGUAUUUUGCCACUAUAUUUUGCUUCAGACUAACAUGUAUGUGUAUUUUUUUUUAAAUCACCAAUUAUAUUAGUCAGAUAGAAAUUAAUAGCAUGUUUCUAUCUGGGUGAUUAUAUACUGCAUUGUAUCUCUGACAUGAUAUAUUUUCAUUAGUGGUUUAAAUUAGUGAACAUCCUAGUAAAGAUAAAGAUGAAUUGUAAAUGUUCACAUUUUUACCGUCUUUAAAUGAAAAUUAGUUAUUUGGAAUGUUAAUGCUAUUUAAAAGAAGAGGCAAUGACUUUCUAGUACCAAAGGAAAAUGAUUUGAAAGAUCUGAAAUCACAGAACUAAGUGAUAAAACAUAGCCUUGAUAUAAAAAGCUAAUUCGUUAAUAUCAAGGUACUGUAGUACCAUGGAACCCUGGCGGUGCAGUGAUUUAGAGCUGGGCUGCUAACGAAAGGGUCAGCAGUUCAAAUCCACCAGCUGCUCCUUGGAAACCCUAUGGGGUCAGCUCUGCUCUGUUCUGUAGGGUCACUAGGAGUCAGAAUCGACUCAACAGCAACGGGUACCGUGUCCCAAUUUAUUAUGUCAUGCUUGUUUAUUUUCCAUGUAAUCUUAAUCUUCAGUCUUUACCUGUAGAGUCCAUGAGUUUGCCUUUUCCAGAAUACUACCUCUUUUUCUAAUCAAGGCAUACUCUUUUGAAAAAAUAUUAUAGAUUCUAAGCAAAUAGGAAAUUAUACAAAAAGAAAGGAAAACAAAAAGCCAUAUAUGCUACGAAGUUCCUAACUAGGCUGACUCCUCUGGUGUUGCAUUUUUAUUUCUAUAUGUGUGAAGAUGUUGCUAUCAUGCAUUAUGGCUGAUUUUCUUUUUAUUAUAUUUAGCCAAGUGAUGCACUUUAUGAUAAACUCUUUUUGUGCCAAGUUUAAUUGGUGAAUUCCUUUAGUACAUGGAGUAAGGAGAAUUAUGUAGUGCCUUUACUCGUUCAUGUUUUACAAGUGUCCUAGGGUCUGUGAGUCAGCUUUAUGAAAAUGUUUUAUGCUUAUUUCAGCUUCAUGUCUAGUUAUUGAAAGUGCCUUGUUUCAUUUUAUAGUAUGAAGUUACUCAUUUAUUUUCUGUUUCUACUGUUUUACCUGUUGCUAUUAGUAUGCAUUGUAAUCAUGCUAGCAUUUUCAAGUCCCAUUUGGUAUAUUGAACUACAUAUGCUUUCUAAAAACUGAGAGAAACAGAAAACAAUCUCCAAUUUUAUUUUUUUUACUUUAUAAAAGUUUAUCAGUAUCUUGAUGUACACAUUAAGACAUGGUUGUUUAAAAUUCUGCCGAUAAAGAUCAGUACGUCCAAUGGCUAUUGUUAAUCUUUGAUCUAAAAAGGAGACUCCUUUUUACCACAGUACCAAAAUUUUUAAAGUCUUUGUCAAAAUACACAGGUAUGCUCUGUCUCAACAUCUUCCACAAAGUAUAUAUUACAAAUGUGUUCACUAUCCUUGGAGACAGAAAAAUCAAUAUAAUAAACCAGUCUCUACUUGUUCAUUUAAAAAAUACUAUUCUAGACCUUGCAAAAGGCUUUAAAAGAAUAAUCAUUUAAAUUGAUUUAUACCAUUUUCAGUCUAGUAAAACAAGGUGAUUCUUGCCAAAUUCCAGAUACUGUAGCGCUAUGUAUCUGUCUUAAAGUGAACCACAAACUUAAAAUCUGACCUUUCCGAAGAUGGUAUUUGAAGUUUUGGAUGGGGAAGAAUAACUGCUAAUUAGGUAAGCCACUAAUAUUUAUAUUAAGAAUUUACUUUUUUUUUUUUUUUUUACUUUUAUAACCCGUUUUAUUCCCAGUAUUAUAUUCAUUUAGUAAAUUAUUUGUUUCGGUACAACAGAAGCUAUGUUGUUCAGAUAUUGAAAGUCUUUUUCCUCCCCCAAUUUCUGUGUUCUUCUCCCUAUCACCUGUUAUUAUUAUACAUUAAGUUAUAUUUAAGUGCUGCAUUUCACAGAUGUGGAAUGAAUCUGUGAUUUUCUUUUUAUGUUUACACGUCAUAUUACGCAUAGUUCUAAGUCUUUGUCGAUAGGUACAGUGCACUUCAGAUGUAACCAAUAUUAAUAAAAAAAUGAAACAGCUGAACCAGAAAAACACUUUUGUGGAUCAUCUUUUACCUUUUAAGAUUUCAGUUCACAUAUAGGUAGUUCAGCCAUGAAACUUAGCAUUAAAAAUUAUGUUUUAAAUAUAUUUUUAAUUUGUUCAAAAUGUAUUUUAUGUGUUAACUACUCUGAGAUUAGCCAUUGAAAAGCGCACUUAGAAAACCAUGUUCCUCAAAUAAAUAUGUAGCCUUGUUCAACUGUCUAUUAGGAGAGAAGUGUGGCCUAAGUCUAAAAAUAAUCCAUACUUAUGGUUUCAAAGUAGGUUUUAUCACUAAUAUGGACAGAAGAGUUUUGGGAUUACCAGUGCGUAUUCCCAGCUAGGAGGGGGAGGGAUCCAAAUCUCACCCUCUGGGAGGUCUUCAGAGAGCCACGUAUUUGACCCACAUUUUGCUGUUGAUUGAAUUGCCCUGACUGCACCACACUCGCUGCUGUGCUUCUAUACUGUUGCCUUUUAUUAGGGAAAAACAAUCAUCAAAACUUGUAUUUUCAACACAUAUGUUUUUAAGGCUGUUGGCAACUUUGUCACAAAUCAUGUACCCUUUAUGAGGAUCCACGGGAGAAAGUUCUCUUAAGUCUCAGUACCAGUAAAACUGUGCUUCUGCUAAACAACUGAUUUGUUUUUAUGUUAAAGACUCAAUUACUUACAUAGGUUUUGUUUUGCCUUUUGGACAUUUCUAAGCCAAAUUGUUCACCUCUAGCUACUGCACAGAACAUUAUGGGUUAUGCUUUGUGCAGUAAUCGUGGCUUUAUUAUAUUUGUCUAUCGUUAUUUUCUCUUAACUCCAACUUUCUCCCUCAUUUAAUUUAUCCUGUUAGAGCAUAUGUAAUUUUGUUCUGAUAAAGUCUCAGACUUGAAUGACAUCUUAGACUACAUUUAGGUAAGAACUUGUCAUAUCCUUGUACUUCAUCUUCUACAAUCACUGCCACCACUAAGUGAUGCCAAUAGUACGAAAAGCUAAAUCAUCCUUGUCUUUUAAAAAUGCCUUUAAGUGAGAUGAGUGAAUGUGGAAUGUAAACUUAGAAAUCCUAUCCAGGGGCAAGCUAUGCGUAGGAUUUUGGCCAGAGCACAGCAUUGAUAAAGUCAUGGUUUUAACCAUAACCUCAAAUUAGGACAGACCCCACUUGCCAACUGCAUAUACUAAGAUGGUAUCUAAAGCCCCACCUCGACAGUAUUGAGCCCUUACCUCUAGAGGAGUUACUCUCUAGAGUUAGUUGAUCUGCCAGUUCAAGCUUUCAGUUAUCUUGUCCAGCAAAUACUGUCCAUUGGCUAACCCAACAGAUAUUUGCAGUCCUUUUCCACCUCCGGGAUAGGAAUUGGAAAAGCUAAAUACUUAUUUUUUCAGCUCUAAGUUUGGAGUUGGGGCACAAUUAUGGCCAGUGAGACAAGUGAAAGUCUGCUGGUGACUGCUGGAGUGUCUUGCUUUUCUGAGAAGGCCAACACGCUGCAGAUACAGUCCCUUACUCUUGUUUUGAUCUCAGAUUUGCUGUCCAGAGGUACUAUGGCAAACAUGAGGUGUGACCAGCAUACAGGAAGGAUAAGAGAAGCACAGAGAUUGGCUACUUCUUCAGCCACUAUUAAUUUGUGGGUUUUUUUUGUUUGUUUUUUUUGUUUUUUUGCUAAUUGUAGCCGGAAACAUUUGUAAUUAACGCACCAAAAUAAAAGCUAUCUUAAUUUGGAUUGCAGAUUAUGAUCUUAAGAAGAAAAAGUUUUUCAAAAAAAAAGGCUUUUCUGUCUGUAGUGAUAUUGUUUUUUGUUUUGUUUUUUUGUUUUAAAGCUUAAGGGGAGAGAAGCAUCUAUUAGAUAUAACUAAGGUCCCUUAACUUUUGAGGCUCUUCUGACAAAUCAAGUAUGAAAGAGAAAGUAAAUAGUCUAUUUUCUUUAUAUAGUGUGGAUGUAACAUCACCGAAAUGUUUGUGAAAAUACGUCAUAGUUCAAAAGGUUAAAGUAGAUAGCCUGUUCAUUCGUUCGUUCAGCACUGUACAUCGACUGUGACUUGGCAGUGGGUUAUAAAAAUUAAACAAAGAACAUGAGUUCUUGGUUAUCUUUCUUAGUAAGCCAUAUUCCUAAUACAUUUUCUGAUUAGCUUUGUGAUUUCUUUAGAGUGAAGACUCAAGACCUGUGUGAAAAAAUCUAUGACAGAAAGCUUCUCGAUUUUUAGUUUUUUUUUUUUUUUCCAAACUCGUGCUAGCAGCUAUCUGGUUAUACUUUUACCAAGUCUUUCCAAAUCAUUUGACCUAGUUUUUCCUGAAAUAUUUUGCAUUCCUAUUUCAUUAGUUCUGACUGUAUUAAUCAACUGAUUUUAAAUUCAAUUUUAAAUACAGCUGCUAUACACAAAUUUGGAAGCAAACUGAUUCUUAGUAACCAUACAGUGCACCAGGAGGGGGCAGGAGUGUGCAAGUGUUCUCAUGAAGGAACCAGGAACAUUCAGGGCGCCGUGAGCGUUCAGGUAUUUUACGAAGUAUAUUUUAUAGUAAAGAUGGAGAACCUCAGCGUAUCAUUUAAGUGUGUAUUCCAUGGUUGGGGGCAGGGAUGAUUCACCUUACACCUAAAACCUGUCCAAUUCUCUUCAUCUUUGCACCCAUCACCCUGGCCAAAUAAAUGAAUCGCUGCAGUCUUCUUUUAACUGAUCUUCCUGCUUCCACUUGUGCCCCCACUAUAAUCCAUUCUCCCGAAGUGGCCAUAGUAUUCUUUUUGAAAAACCUAAACACAUUGUAUGUUUUCUCUACUUAGAAACUUCAAAAGGUUUCCCAUUAUAAAUUUCAGACUUCUUGCCGUGGCCUCCAAACAUGACCUCACUUCUGCCAACUGCUCUUCCUAAUGCCAGCCACAUUGUCCUUCUUUCUAAACGUAAGUCUGUCAAGCUCUUUCCUGCCUCUUAACUUUGCCAUAUGCCCUUGUCUAGAAUGCUAUUCCUAGACUCCUCACAGGCUGGCUUCUCUUCAAGUCUUAGGUUAAGUAUUACCACUUCAGGCUACCUAAAAUAGUCCUCAGAGCAGCCACCUCAGUCUCAAAUUUCUAAUUAUUGUCCCUUUCAUCUGCCCUCUCCAGUCCUGCCCCCUUCCCAGCUUAGAAGAGGCCCUGGCACAAUAGUGCUCAAAAAGUAUUUAUUAAAUAAACAAGGUUGUAAACACCUGAAUUAGGAAAUUAUUAGAGAAAGUAGAAAUCAGUAGCAAAAAAUAUUUGGAAGGAAAAUUUAAAUCCUGGGGCUUGGUACUCUCUGGGUAAAUUGCUAUACUACUUAAGUGAGGCUAGAGGGGGAGGAGCACAUUUAGUGAGGACGAGCUUAGGUUAUCUAGGACAUACUGGAUUUGAAAUACCACAGGCAAUGCAGAUGAAGUGCUCCAGUGGGUGGCUGGAUACAACCGUCAAAAAUUAAGGAAUUUAGGAGGAGAACUGAAGCCGUGUAAAUGAGAAAAAAAAAAUCAAAUGAUGUAUUACAUUAGGCAAAUCUGCUGUGAAAGACCCCUUUAAAGUAUUAAAGAGCAAAGAUGUCACUUUUAGAACUAAGGUGCACCUGGACAAUGAAUAAGGAAGACCAAAGAAGAAUUGACACCUUUGAAUUAUGGUAUUGGAGAAGAAUAUUGAAUAUACCAUGGACUGUCAGAAUAACAAACAAAUCUGUCUUGGAAGUACAGCCAGAAUGCUCCUUAGAAGCAAGGAUGGUGAGACUUCAUCUCAUGUACUUUGGACAUGUUAUCAGGAGGGACCAAUCCCUGGAGAAGAACAUCAUGCUUGGACAAGUAGAGGGUCAGCGAAAAAGAAGAAGACUCUCAAAUAGAUGAACUGACACAGUGGCUUUAACAAUGAGCUGAAACAUAGCAAUUAUUGUGAGAAUAGCACAGGACUGGGCAGUGUUUCAUUCUGUUGUACAUAGGGGCGCUAUGAGUCGGAACCAAAUCGACAGCACCUAACAACAUAACACCUCUUAUUUUCAUAUUCCUUCUAGUACGGUGGUCUAGAACAUUAGGAACUCAAAUGUUUGCAGCCCUGAAAUGAAGACCAGAAAUGCAUGGCUCCAUGUGUGCUAUAGUGACAAGCAUCCUGGAAAUAGCCUGAUGGGCCCAGGUGUUGUAUCCAGUUAAUUUGUUUUUCAUUCCAUCAGUAAUUUGUUAUCACCAAAGUCAUAUUUAAUAAUAACAGAUAUAAAUAGCACAAUAUCACAAAGUUCUGUCUUUGUUCUUUGCUUAUUUUAAUAAUAUUUAGUAUUUAAAGUGAAGUUUAGGAAAAAAUUCAAAUAGGCAAUAAAAUCAAAAAAGUUAGGUCUCACUAGUAAUCAAAGAAAUAUAACUGCAAUAAGAAGGCAGUAUGUUGACAGAUUUUUUUGUGUGAUGUUUUCACUUGAGUGUGGGGAAAUUAACUCUGUGCAUUGCAGGAGGGGAAACCCUGGUGGCGUUAUGGUUAAGUGCUACAGCUGCUAACCAAAAGGUCGGCAGUUCGAAUCCACCAGGCGCUCCUUAGAAACUCUGUGAGGCAAUUCUACUCUGUCCUAUAGUGUCGCUAUGAGUCGGGAAUCGAUUCUACAGACCCCUCCUGGUCAGCUUGGCCCCCGCCUUGCCAUGCUCUGUGGUCCCAAGGGAAAUAGGCCUGGACCCCCAGACCCCUCCCCACCAGCUCAGACUCCACCUCACCAUGUUCCACAGACCCCAGAGGAACAGGCCUGAACCACCAGAGUCCUCCUCCCCAAUCAGUCUCCACUUUUUAACACUCCAUGCCCCCAGGAGGAACCAGCCCAGACUCCCAGACCCCUCCCUGCCAACUCCGCCCCUGACCCGUCAUGCUCCACAGCCCCAGAGUGAACUGGCCUGAACUGCCAAAGCCCUCCCUGCCAGCUCAGGCCCUGCCUCACCAUGAUCCAUGGCCCCAAGGGAAACAGUCCCACCCCUCCCUGUGCCCCAGUCCAGCCCUAAACUGCAGCCCAGUUCUUGCCACGAACAACCCAUCACAGCCCCUUCCCCCGCUACUGGACCUGUCCUGCUGCAGCAUAGCUGAGCAACAAGCCCUGCUCACCAGGACAAGGUAGUGAGAACUGUCGUGCUCACAGACAAGGAGCAAAGCACAUCCAGCCCACCUACCCAGACAUAACCAAGCAAAGCAAAAAAGCAGGUUAAAACAAACAAACCUACAAUCAAUAAACAAAAUAAUACCUGAAUGUCUCAGAGACAGCAGACAAUAUCAAAACAUAUUAAAAAAAAAAAAAAAAAGGACAAGAUGGAUGCAGUAAGUGACCAGAAUAAAGCACCAGUUGACCUUACAGUAGAAGAAAAGGCACUGGAACUACCUGAUAGGGAAUUCAAAAUUUUAAUAUUCAGGGCUAUCCAAGAGAUUAAGAAAGAGAUCAAGGAAAAUGCAGACAAAAUCAUGGAAAAUACAGACAAAACCAACCAAAACAAAGCCAAAAUCAAGGGAAGCACAAAGCAAUAGAAGAAUUCAGGAAAAUAAUACAGUAACAAAAUGUCAAAAUAAAUAAACAAUUAGAAAACAUACAAAAACAGCAGUUAGAAAUCCAAAUGACAAAAUUCAGAAAUAGACAACGCAAUAGAAGGUUUCAGAAGCAAAUUUGAAACAAUGGAAGACACAAUCCAUGAAAUUGAAAACAAAUCCAUGGAUGUGAGUUUGUUUGAGGAAAAACCAGAGAAAAGAAUGAAGAAAACCUAAGAGCUACAUGGAACACAAUCAAGAACAAAAAAUUGCACAUGUUCCAGAACAGAGGAAAAAAUAGAAAACACAGGAAGGAUCAUUACAGAUUUGCUGACAGAAAACUUCCCUAACAUCAUGAAAAAUGAAAAGCUAACCAUCCAAGCUCAACGAACCCCAUAUAGGAUAGACCACAAAAGAAAGUCACCAAAACAUAUCAUAAUCACACUUACUAAAACCAAAGACAAAGAGGAAUCAUUAGAGCAGCUCAAGAAAAAUGAAAAGUCACAUACAAAGGGGAAACAGUAAGACUAAACUCUAAUUACUUGGCAAACACCAUGUAGGCAAAAAGCCAAUGCGAUGAUAUAUAAAACCCUGAAAGAAAAAAAAUUGCAAAACAAGAAAAAUAUAUCCUGCAAAACUCUCAAAUAUGAUGGUGAAAUUAGGACAUUUCUAGACAAACAAAGAUUAAGGGAAUUUGUAAAAAAACCAAACCAAACUUACAAGAAUUAUUAAAGGGAGCCCCUCUGUUAAAGAACCGACCAACAACCUGAAUCUAGGACACAAGUCAGUAUCAGCCAGUGUUAAUUACUAGGUAAUUAACUCUCCAGGAUAAAACAAAACUUAAAGACUUAAAACAGGGAACUAGAGAUGUCAACCUGUAUGUGACAACAACAUCAGAACAACAAAAGGAGGAAUACAUGGUGCAGAUACACAACUUUCAAACAGAGAGAAAGUCAAGGUGAUACUGAGUAAUAAAAGACUUAGGAAAAAAAGGGAAAUUUUCACAGUAAACACAAAGUUAUCAAACCUACUUAUCAAAUAAAGAAGAAAAAAAGUCUCAGUAAACACAAAAUCUACAAUAACGAUAGAAAUGAAAAGAAAUUCCACAAACAAAAGGAACCCAGCACAGGAGAGUAAGAGGAACAAAGAAAACCUCAGCACCAAAAAAAAAAAAAGCACCACACAAUGACAGCAAUAAAUUCACACCUAUUGAUAAUCACACAGAAUAUGAAUGGCUUAAAUGCACCUGUAAAGAGACAGAAUGACAGAAUAAAAAAAUGACCCAUCAAUAUGCUUUCUACUAGAGAAACACAUUAGACCCAAAGACAAAUAUAUUAAAAAUCAAAGGAUGGAAAGAAAAUCAAGCAAAUAAACCAAACCCACUGCCGUCAAGUCAAUUCCGACUCAUAGCGACCCUACAGGACAGAGUAGAACUGCCCCAUAGAGUUUCCAAGGAGCACCUGGUGGAGUUGAACUGCCAGCCUUUUGGUUAGCAACCAAAACAGAGCAGAAGUGGCAGUACUAAUCUCAGAUAAAAUGGACUUUAAGGCAAAUCCACCAUAAAAGACAAGGAAGGGCAUCAUAUAAUGAUUAAAGGGACAAUCUACCAGGAUGACAUAACCAUAAUAAAUAUCUAUGCACCCAAAGACAGGGCUCCAAAAUACAUAAAACAAACUCUAACAGCACUGAAAAGAGAAACUGACAGUUCCACAAUAAUAGUAGGGGACUGCAACACACGUGCCUCCGCAAAGAAUAAGACAUAUAGAAAUAAACUCAACAAAGAUACAUAUCUUAGUCAUCUGGUGCUGCUAUAACAGAAAUACCACAAGUGGAUGACUUUAACCAAGAGAGGUUUAUUCUCUCACAGACCAGUAGGCUAGAAGUCCGAUUUCAGAGCACCAGCUCCAGGGGAAACCUUUCUCUCUCUGCUUCUCUCUCUCUCUUUCGGCUCUGGAGGAAAAUCUCUGUUAUCAUCUCCCCUUUCUCUGGAAACAUCUCAGCACAGGUACCUCAGGUCCGAAGAAUGCCCUGUACUCCCGGCACUGCUUUCUUGGUGGUAUGAGGUCCCCCUGUCUCUCUGCUUCUCUCUUUUAUAUCUCAAAAGAGACUAGCUUAAUACACUAUCUAAUCUUGUAGAUCUCAUCAAUAUAACUGCCACUAAUCCAUCUCAUUACAUCAUUGUGAUAGGAUUUACAACACAUAGGGAAAUCACAUCAGAUGACAAAAUGGUAGACAAUCAUACAAUACUGGGAAUCAUGACCUAGCCAAGUUGACAGAUAUUUGGGGGCACACAAUUCAAUCCAUGACAUUGCACCCUUUGGCCCCCCAAAAUUCAUGUCCUUGCCACAUGUAAAACAUAUUCACCCCAUCACAUCAUAGCAAAAGUCUUUGAUCAACUCCAAGUCCAAAAUCCAAAAAUUCCUCUUCAUCUAUAAAAGCAAGAAUACAAGCUAUCUGGUUCCGAAGGUGCAAUGCUGCAUCAGGCAGCCACAGGCUAGACAUUUCCAUUACAAAUGGGAGAAAUUGGAGGAAAAGAAGGGAAAAGAGGCACCAAGCAAGUUAGCAGAGCAUAUUACAUUAGCCCCCAAGGCUUGAAAAUAAUCCUCUGUUCUCUGAGACCAUUCACACAAUAGCCCUGUCCUCCAGACUCUAGGUAUUGGCCACACUCUCCAAAUUCUGAGCGGAGGCCCCUCAGCCCUGGGCUCCAGCUCCACCUUCCAGGCCACUGGAAUGGCAACUCUGCUUUCUCAGCUUUAGGUACAGCAUUCUCCUAGUCCAUCUGAUGGGUGACUCCACUCUUAGAAACACCAGAGUCCAUGGCUCCACUCUUUGAGGCCCCAGAGGUUAAGGCCAUACCUUUUGAGACUGAGGCAGUUCGGCUUCCUGUGUUCUUUGUCUCUUCAGCUCCUGCUUCUUGGUUCCUUGGCCUCUCCACCCUUGGGCCUCAUGCCUGCAUCUGCCCUGCUAGAGCAA